CAUGCUAGAGAAAGUUUCAUAAUGUUGCUGUUGAUAUGCAUAAAAUGUGGUUAAACUUUUUUAGGUAAAUGUGACAAGAAGGGGACGAAGCGGUAACAAUUUUAGAUAAAGAAUAUGUUUUUGGUACUUCCCCAGACUGUUCGAUAUGCGUUUGUACGAUCGAGACCAAUAUGUCCGCGGUGCCUUCAACUUCGGCAGCAUGCAUCAUGGCCUUGGUGCGAUACAUCGAGAAAACGACCUAGUUGGAGCAAAGCCGUGUCGGACGCAGAAAAGAUCGUGGGAUAUCCGACGUCGUUCAUGAGCCUAAGGUGUCUGCUUAGCGAUGAAAUUUCCAAUGUUGCGAUGCUUAUGAGGAAAUUAGUUGGAACAAGACAUCCUCUCCUGAAAACUGCAAGAGGUCUUGUUGUGGAUGGAAAAUAUAACAUGCAGACCAGAGGACUCAUUGUACUCCUUAUAUCUAAAUCAGCAGGGGCUGUUCAGAGUGUGUUCCAUAACUCAUCAGAUCCAGAUAUAGUUGAUGGCAUUCACAAAAGUCAGCGGACAUUAGCAGAGAUUACGGAGAUGAUCUACACAGCAAACCUGAUCCAUAAAGGUGUGAUCAACCUCUCGGCCCUCACACCAGAAGAUGGCCCUGCUCAGGACAUGGAGUUUGGAAACAAAAUGGCAGUUCUUAGUGGAGACUUUCUAUUGGCUAGUGCCUGUACAGGAUUAGCAGAACUGAACAAUACAAAGGUUGUUGAAAACAUAUCCUUGGCCAUUGGUAAUCUGAUGGAAUCCGAAUUCACUGACCUGCGAGAUAAGGAUGGAAAACCAGUACUGCCAACAAGUAUUAGGUUUGAUGAUUGGAUGCAACAGACAUUCCUGGCAUCCGGAAGCUUACUGGCCAGAAGUUGUCAGUCAGCCAUGGAACUUUGUAAUCAUGACAAACAGGUCUUACACGCUGCCUUUACCUUUGGGGAAAACAUGGCAUAUGCACACCAGAUGCAGGAGGAUCUGAAACCAUUCCUGAAUCCACAAGAUCAUUUACCUGAAUUAACCCUGACUUCUGCUCCUGUCAUCAAAUAUCUAGAACACAGUCAAACGCCAAUAGACACCUUUAACUUUAAAAAGAUUGUGUCACUAGUGAAGGAGAGCAAGGCAGUAGAGGAAUGUGAACAGCUUUGUUUAGAGUAUGGAGAGAAAGCUAAGGCAGCUUUGAAUGUGUUUCCAAAAUCAGACGCUCAUAAUGCAUUAAUAAAUAUAGUGAAUGCUACUGCUGUCUCGUAACCAGUGUUCUGUGUGAGUGCGUGUGUGGACAAAUGUUUAAGGCUUUCAUUCGGUGUUGUAGAGAUGACGUUUAUCACUAACUGUUUUGAUUGUGAUUCAUUUGUGAUGAUUAUCGGGUAUACUGUUUUCCCAAAGGAGAAUGGUUCUAUUUCAUGUUGCUCUGGACGUAAUUGUCAGAACAGAAAUCUUUAACUUAGUUAAGAACAUGUUAUUUUUGUAUAUGAGUUGAAUGAUCCAGAGAACAAAAUUGCAUAGAUAAUAUGUUGUAACUAAGUUAUUGUAUCAGAUAUCACUAAACAACUUUGGUAAAUGUUAACUGUAACUUGUUUUUGCAAUAUAAUUUUCAGAUUACAUUUGGAUUUUGUCAUUUUGUACACAGUCAUAUUACUGGAUUUCUUGAUGAACAAUCAACUAUCAUUGGGCUUAGAUAUAUAGGUAAGGUAGAGAAACAAUGUUUUUUUUUUGAAAAAAAUACCAUUCCACAAUUCUGAGAUUAAGAAUACAUGACCUGAGAAGCUAAAGUUGGAAGUUUUGUGUUUAGCUCAAUUUCUCAUCGAGCACUUAAAUGUGUAUUCCAAAAUGCAAUAUACU
Messenger RNA from Ylistrum balloti, 1857 nucleotides. Its product is annotated as all trans-polyprenyl-diphosphate synthase PDSS2-like. NCBI's taxonomy places the organism in Eukaryota, Metazoa, Mollusca, Bivalvia, Pectinida, Pectinidae. The transcript has 6 exons. The coding region runs from base 115 to 1266 and encodes 383 amino acids. The record is from RefSeq and is a predicted model, not a curated record. Gene Ontology annotation, molecular function: prenyltransferase activity. Gene Ontology annotation, cellular component: mitochondrion; transferase complex. Gene Ontology annotation, biological process: isoprenoid biosynthetic process; ubiquinone biosynthetic process.